GUAGCUCAACUAUGAGGGUCUUGAUAGCAGGCGGCGUACAGACACUCACUGGCAGUUUAUUGAAUGAAUUACUCACGCUGGACUCUAUUGAGUCUAUCAAAAUAAUAGACAAGUUCGCUAUAAACGAAAAAGUGACGACAACGUUCAUAGACGACCAUUUUAAGGAGUUGUUAGCGCAUCAGAAAGUAGAUUACCAGCAAGCUAAUCUACUCAACAAAGGCUUGAUUGACGAUUUAUUCCAGACAUACAAACCAACGACUGUAUAUGAUAUGACAGGUGACAUUAGGUUUGAUAUAAACGAAUUACAGCAUAUACAAUCCACUUUGAUAUCCUACCAGUUGGGUACAAUAGCCAGCAACCACAAUUUACGCUCAUACGUCAAACUCACAUAUCCGUUCUAUAACUUUAACAGCAAGCCAUCUUCAGAAUCCAUUGAAUUAACCCCGCAAGGUGAGAGAGGUAUUUGGUGGCAUGAGUCCAUACGCUCUUUGUCAUCGAUCAGUAAUCUACCACUCGUGGUUCUCAGAAUUGGUGCUUGGUAUGGACCUUUCCAGUUGAAUGGCAAAAUUACUCCUAGAAUUAUCUGCGCUGAUAUCUACAGACAUCUAAAAGAAGACAUCAAGUUUUUGUGGAACGCAGAUCUCAGAUUGAACACAAUACAUUCUCAGGAUGUAGCAAGAGCACUUAUUGCGCUCUCAAAUUGGCGUGCAGCUACUCCAGAUGUCGAUCCUCAGUCUAAUACUUUCAAGUCAUACGCUCCGGACGAGAAAUUAAAACAGUUUGACUUGCCUCAGUCGGGGACGAUCGCGCGAGCACCAUUGUUCAACCUCGUUGAUGAAUCUGAUGCUACUCAGAGCUCAGUUGCUGACCAAAUUGCGAAAGUUUUCAAAGUUAAAACAUCAUUCUUGGGUGGUUUGAUCUCAACAUUUGCUAGAAUGGAUAUGGAAGAGAUGGUCCAGGACGUCAACGAAAUGCAUUUAGACGCUUGGUCUGACAUGCUGAAGAAGUCUGACAUUAAAGACACACCUUUGACACCAUACCUAGAUGAGCACUUUUUCAAGAAGAAUCCAAUUGCUUUGGAUGCUUCUAAAAUAUCGAAAACGAUUGGCUUCAAGUGUCUUCACAAGAAGAUCACAGUAGAAGACAUCGAAGGGAUCGUGAAGGGAUUUCGCGAUCAAGGAAUUUGGCCUAAGCCAGUUUAAGAAAGUUGCAUUGAAUAUAUCUAAAUCGUUCUCUUAUUCCCACUUUUUCUUGGAAACAUAUCAUUUUCUUGCU
Wallemia mellicola CBS 633.66 is the source of this 1275-nucleotide messenger RNA. RefSeq lists its product as hypothetical. Bases 12 to 1202 code for a protein of 396 amino acids. NCBI's taxonomy places the organism in Eukaryota, Fungi, Basidiomycota, Wallemiomycetes, Wallemiales, Wallemiaceae. The transcript is spliced from 5 exons. The record is from RefSeq and is a predicted model, not a curated record.